GUGCCUGGCAUUAUGCAACCCGCCUCCUGGCCCCGCGGAGCUCCCACUCGGCGGCGGGCUGUAACGGCGGUGGGCAAGAGGCGCUCGCUCGGAAAAGGUACUGACUGCGAUCGGGCUUCUCGAUUCUCAGGGGUUUGGUUUCCACUUCAGCCUGGCCUUCCGGCUCUCCCUUGUGGAUCCAUUGUGCACCCUCUCCAUUGUCCCUGUUCUGCCCCUCCCAUGGCCCAGACAUGAGUAGCGCCCAAGAAGGGGCUGAUGGGGGGGGGGACUCCAGGACCAGGGAAUCCUUUUGUCCUGGAGGGACCCCCUCCCCUGGGCCUCCCCAGCGUCUGCCUUGUCCAGACCCCAACCUGGCUGAUGAUAUGGAUGCCAAUAGCAAUGGCUCAAGUGGCAAUGAGUCCAACGGGCCAGAGUCGAGGGGUGCGUCUCAGCGGAGCUCACAAAGCUCCUCCUCGGGCAAUUGCAAGGACUCAGCCCUGCUGGAGACCACCGAGAGCAGCAAGAGUACAAACUCUCAGAGUCCGUCCCCACCCAGCAGUUCCAUUGCCUACAGUCUCCUGAGUGCCAGCUCAGAGCAGGACAACCCAUCUACCAGUGGCUGCAGCAGUGAGCAGUCAGCCCGGGCAAGGACUCAGAAGGAACUCAUGACAGCACUUCGGGAGCUUAAACUUCGACUGCCGCCAGAGCGCCGGGGCAAGGGCCGCUCUGGGACUCUGGCCACACUACAGUAUGCGCUGGCCUGUGUCAAGCAGGUGCAGGCCAACCAAGAGUACUACCAGCAGUGGAGCCUGGAGGAGGGGGAGCCUUGUGUUAUGGACAUGUCCACCUAUACUCUGGAGGAACUGGAGCACAUCACGUCUGAGUACACACUUCGCAACCAGGACACCUUCUCCGUGGCUGUCUCCUUCCUGACAGGCCGCAUUGUCUACAUUUCGGAGCAAGCAGGUAUCCUGCUACGCUGCAAGCGGGAUGUAUUCCAGGGGGCCCGCUUCUCAGAGUUCCUGGCUCCCCAGGAUGUGGGCAUCUUCUAUGGUUCCACUGCUCCAUCCCGUCUGCCCAUCUGGGGCACUGGGACUUCAGCAGGUUCAGGCGCCAGGGACUUCACCCAGGAGAAGUCUGUCUUCUGCCGUAUCAGAGGAGGUCCUGACCGGGAUCCAGGGCCUCGUUACCAGCCAUUCCGCCUAAUUCCAUAUGUCACCAAGAUCCGGGUCUCAGAUGGAGCCCCUGCUCAGCCGUGUUGCCUGCUUAUCGCAGAGCGCAUCCACUCUGGUUAUGAAGCUCCUAGAAUCCCUCCUGACAAGAGGAUCUUCACCACACGGCACACUCCUAGCUGCCUCUUCCAGGAUGUGGAUGAAAGGGCUGCCCCGCUGCUGGGCUAUCUCCCUCAGGACCUCCUGGGGGCCCCAGUGCUUCUGUUUCUGCAUCCCGAGGACCGACCCCUUAUGCUGGCCAUCCACAAGAAAAUCCUGCAGCUGGCGGGCCAGCCCUUUGAUCACUCCCCCAUUCGCUUCUGUGCCCGGAAUGGGGAGUAUGUCACCAUGGAUACCAGCUGGGCUGGCUUCGUGCACCCCUGGAGCCGAAAGGUAGCCUUUGUUUUAGGCCGCCACAAAGUACGCACGGCACCUCUGAAUGAGGAUGUAUUCACUCCUCCUACCCCCAGCCCAGCGUUAUCCCUUGACCCUGAUAUCCAGGAACUAUCUGAGCAGAUCCAUCGGCUGCUGUUACAGCCUGUGCACAGCCCCUCAACAGGGCUCUGUGGAGUUGGUCCUGUGACUUCCCCAGGCCCUCUCCUCAGCCCUGGCUCCUCCAGUGAGAGCAACGGGGGAGACACCGAGGGGCCUGGCCCUCCUGCCCCGGUGACCUUCCAGCAGAUCUGUAAGGAUGUCCAUCUGGUGAAGCACCAGGGCCAGCAGGUCUUUAUUGAGUCCCGCACCCGGCCACUAAACCGGCCCCGCCUCCCUACUACAGGCGUAUUCAAAGCUAGGACCUAUCCCUCCCGGUCCCCAGACCCCGAGUUGGAGUCUGCUCCUUCCAGCCAGGCCCCUCUAGCUGUGGUCCCUGAGGAGGCAGAGAGGAAGGAAGCCUCUGGUUGUUCCUACCAACAGAUCAACUGCCUGGACAGCAUUCUUAGGUACCUAGAGAGCUGCAGCAUCCCCGGCACGACCAAGCGUAAAUGUGCCUCCUCUUCCUCCUGUACUGCUUCCUCAGCCUCUGAUGAUGACAAGCAGAAGACAGGGCCAGUCCCUGUGGGGGCCAGGAAAGAUCCGGCAUCAGCAGUGCUGUCUGGGGAGGGGGCCACUCCUCGGAAGGAGCCAGUGGUGGGUGGCGCCCUGAGCCCGCUCGCCCUGGCCAAUAAGGCAGAGAGCGUGGUGUCCAUCACCAGUCAGUGUAGCUUCAGCUCCACCAUCGUCCAUGUGGGAGACAAGAAGCCCCCGGAGUCGGACAUCGUCAUGAUGGAGGACCUGCCUGGGCUAGCUCCAGGCCCAGCCCUCAGCCCUGCAGUAGCCCCUGACCCAGUCCCAGAUGCUUACCGCCCAGUGGGCUUGACCAAGGCAGUUCUGUCCCUGCACACACAGAAGGAGGAGCAGGCCUUCCUCAGCCGCUUCCGUGACCUGGGUAGGCUGCGUGGCCUCCACAGCUCCUCCAUGGCUCCCUCGGCCCCUGGCUGCCACCACGGCCCUGAGCCCUCUGGCCGCCGACACCACUGCCGAUCCAAAGCCAAGCGCUCACGCCACCACCAGACUCCCCGGACCGAAGCCCCCUGCUAUGUCUCCCACCCCUCAACUAUGCCAUCCUCUGCCCCCUGGGCCCCACCACCAGCUACUACUCCCUUCCCAGCUGUGGUCCAGCCCUACCCUCUUCCAGUAUUCUCUCCACGAGGAGGCUCCCAACCUCUUCCCCCUUCCCCUACAUCCAUGUCCUCUACAACUUUCUCUGCCCCCCUGGUGACCCCAAUGGUGGCCUUGGUACUCCCUAACUGUCUGUUCCCUACGCCAACCAGUUACCCUUGUGGGAUGCCCCAGACUUCUGCCGAGGGGCCUGCGACUCCUGCCUCCCAUUCUCCUCCUUCGUCUCUGCCCCUUCUGCCCCCCAGCCCUACUCACCGCCCAGAAGCUCCACUAUUCAAUUCGAGAUGUAGCUCCCCACUCCAGCUAAAUCUGCUGCAGCUUGAGGAGACCACCCGAGUGGAGGGGGAUGCUGUUGCAGGGGGCUCUGGGGAUAGUGCUGGGCCCCCCCCUCCCAGUGAGGAGGCUGCUGAGCCAGAGGCCAGACUGGUGGAGGUGACCGAGUCCUCUAAUCAGGACGCGCUUUCGGGCUCCAGUGACCUGCUGGAGUUGCUGCUGCAGGUGGACUCUCACUCGGGCACAGGCUCUGCUGCCUCGGGCUCCUUGGGCUCCGCCAUGGGCCCUGGAUCUGGUUCAGGCUCUCAGGAGGGCGGCAGCACCUCAGCCAGCAUCACACGCAGCAGUCAGAGCAGCCACACAAGCAAGUACUUUGGCAGCAUCGACUCUUCUGAGGCGGAGGCUGGAGUUGCCCAGGGUAGGGUUGAGCCCGGGGAUCAGGUCAUCAAGUAUGUGCUCCAGGAUCCCAUCUGGCUGCUCAUGGCCAAUGCUGACCAGCAUGUCAUGAUGACGUACCAGGUGCCCUCCAGCAGGGACAUGGCCUCUGUACUGAAAAAGGAUCGGGAGCAGCUCCGGGCCAUGCAGAAGCAGCAGCCGCGAUUUUCAGAAGAGCAGCGAAGAGAGCUGGGUGCCGUGCACUCCUGGGUCUGGAAGGGCCAACUGCCUCGGGCUCUCGAUGUGAUGGCCUGUGUGGACUGUGGCAGUAGCACCCAAGACCGUGGCCACCAUGAUGACCCACUCUUCUCGGAACUCGAUGGACUGGGGCUGGAGCCUAUGGAGGAGGGUGGAGGCGAGGGUGGCGGCACUGGUGAAGGUGGAAAUGAGACCCAGACCCAAUUUGGGACCAGGGUCCCAAGCUCUCAGGACUUGGCCAUGGAGGAGGAAGAACAAGGUGGGAGCUCAUCCAGUCGAGCCUUAACUGCCACAGAAAAUGGCACAAGCUAAACUACAUCUGGGCCAUCUCUAGGAGGGCGUGAGAAGGUUCCUUCCAUGCCCCAAAUCUCAGAACUCAUAUAUGGCUGGACCAACCAAUAGAAAACUGCCCAAGCAACUGCCGCUGUAGGAAGCCAGAGACCCUUGUCACCAGCCAGGGACCCAGGGGCUGCCUCUGACCUCUUAGGGAACAGAGGUUGGAACUCUCCAAUCCAGCUCAGAGUAGCCUCACCUGUACCCCCUGGAGAGGAGGCCGCCUUCACCUGGACAACAUUGCUGGCAAGCUGCUGAAGUGGUUUCCCCAAAACCUGCUCGGCCAAGUCUGGGUUCCAAGGGUUGGGCUACACUUAUUUAUUGGGGGGAACAGCCCUCUUUCCUUCCUUCUGAUGGGAGGAAGGUCUGAGGCCCAAGCAGGACCCAGUGGUGGUCUGUACCCCUAGCUGCUCCAGGGUGGGGGAGGUUGGUGGACCAUGGAGUCCCUGGUGCUGCCUCUCAGGUGGGACCCAGACGUUCUCAGCUGUACCUCUACCGAUGGCAUUUGUGUUUUUGAUAUCGUGUCUGUUAUUUUUU
Messenger RNA from Sorex fumeus (smoky shrew), 4625 nucleotides. RefSeq names its product period circadian regulator 1 (gene PER1). Lineage: Eukaryota; Metazoa; Chordata; Mammalia; Eulipotyphla; Soricidae. Gene Ontology annotation, biological process: circadian regulation of gene expression; negative regulation of transcription by RNA polymerase II; entrainment of circadian clock by photoperiod. The coding region runs from base 231 to 4067 and encodes 1278 amino acids. The transcript is spliced from 23 exons. Gene Ontology annotation, molecular function: transcription cis-regulatory region binding; transcription corepressor binding. The record is from RefSeq and is a predicted model, not a curated record. Gene Ontology annotation, cellular component: cytoplasm; nucleus.